This is a messenger RNA of Argentina anserina (silverweed cinquefoil), 1139 nucleotides long. Its product is annotated as putative fasciclin-like arabinogalactan protein 20. The transcript has a single exon. The record is from RefSeq and is a predicted model, not a curated record. Lineage: Eukaryota; Viridiplantae; Streptophyta; Magnoliopsida; Rosales; Rosaceae. The coding region runs from base 1 to 1047 and encodes 348 amino acids.
AUGAAGAGCUCUCCCACCACUCUCCUCCUCCUAAUUCUCUUCUCCCUCACCUCCGCCUCCUCCGCCGUCGCCUCCCCCGCCACCCUCCUCACCGCCGCCCCCACCCUCUCCAACUCCGGCUUCCUCUCCAUGGCCCUCACCCUCCAGAUCGCCGCCGGCGCCGGCCUCGACCUCGCCUCCCCCACCGCCACCAUCUUCGCUCCUCCGGACACCGCUUUCUUCCAGUCCGGCCCACCCUCCCUCCCUCUCCUCCAGUACCACAUCUCCCCGCGGCGGCUCUCCGUCAACACCCUACCCUACCUCCGCCGCGGCGCCAAGAUCCAGACUCUGCUCCCCAACUACACGCUGACUGUGACGGCGUCGCCGCCUUCCGAGGGCUUCUCGUCGAUCAACGACGUUCGGGUCGACCCGAACUCGGUUCUUGACGACGGGUCGGUUAUCAUAUACGCCGUCGAUCAGUUCUUCAACCUCACCUUCUUGGACGCUACUACCGAGGCUCCGGCGCCGUCUCCCAUCUCUGCGAUUUCGGGUCAGCCGCAUCGGGUUUUCGGGUCGGUUGCGGAUCUUUUGAGGUCCAGAGGCUAUUCGGUCAUGGCGGCGUUUCUCGACGCCCAGCUUAUCGGUUUCAACCGCAAGACGGCUCUCACUCUGUUCGCGCCGGCCGACGACGCCGUGGAGGACUACGCUAGGAACACCUCCGACUACUCGGCCAUCUUCCGAUCCCACGUCGUGCCCAAGCUGCUGACGUGGCGAGACCUGGUGGCGCUCGACGACGGCACGAUGCUGCCGACUUUCGCCGAAGGGUUUACGAUCGAUGUGAUCAAGAUGGGGGACGUCCCGGUGCUCAACGACGUUCCGGUGGCCGAGCAGGACCUCUACCAGAGCCGAUUCGUGGUCGUUCACGGCAUCAAUCGCUUGCUGACGUCACAGAAGGAGGCGGUGGCGCAAGCAGAAGGGCCAGCUGGAGAUGAAGAAGAUGUGAAUGAUGGGUUUGUUGCCAAUGUUGCUGAGGAGAUCAACCCUCAAGGCUUUGAUGACUAUCACUGAGGUAUUAUGAGCAGCAAGAGAUUUGAAUAAGACUUUGGAUUCUUUAGCUUCAAGAAUUUGAUUUAGUUUGUAUAUUCUGUGAGUUCUUUGGC